Messenger RNA from Cherax quadricarinatus, 2593 nucleotides. The record is from RefSeq and is a predicted model, not a curated record. Lineage: Eukaryota; Metazoa; Arthropoda; Malacostraca; Decapoda; Parastacidae.
CUGGCCAGCCACUAGUCGAGACACAGACUUCAGUGCAUACGAGUUGCAGCUCUCCUCAAAUAAGUGAUUCUGUAGGAAGUCUACGGUUCAUACACGCCACUUUGAGUACUCUUGUAAACAUUGUGCAAUUAUUGAUUUAUUGCUCUGGUGGUGGUACCUCAGUGGAUGUUGUUGAACAUAGUGUAUUUGUGAGUGUUGAUGAACAGUGCUUACUGUGCCCAGCUAGUGUGAUAAGGAGCCUUGUUAUCUAUAACAAAAAGGACAAACAUUUUAAUAGUAACUAUGAAGACGGACGCUCUACAUUGUCAGUACUCACACCCCGGUAUGGACAUAGGUGGACACGGGCCUAUAACACCGCCCGCAACGCCCACGCAAGAGAUGUCCAGAACGCCCACGUUUUCCAGCUGCUCCGAGCCACAGUAUGGCCAGCAUGAAUACACACAACAAGAGUACUCCCAGCAAGAGUACGCAGAUUCACAAUACACCAAUGUGGAUUACUCCUCUUCGCAUUCCUUCUCUCCACCUGAAUCUCCUAUGACCACACCCAAGAGCACGCCCACACACACUCCAGCCCACACACCACUGUCCACAACGCCCACCAAAACCCCCACCACGUUAUCCAGAAGUAGAAAAAAUUCCUUCGUAUAUGACGUCAGAUUAACAGACGAGCAGUUCCUCUUCUUUGUUCCCGACUUGGAUCUGGUGAAGUCGCAUCUGAUGUUCGCUGUGCGUGAGGAGGUGGAGGUGCUGAAGGAGAAGAUCACGGAGCUGAUGGAGCGCAUCUCGCAACUGGAGUAUGAGAAUACUGUUCUCCGGCAGUAUGCUACUCAAGAAGCGCUGCAGCAGAUCCAGCAGCCCCGCCACACCUCCAACACCUGAGCCACCCACUUCACUCCCUCCACAGCAACACCUCCACUACACCACUAUGCUGGUGCUCUACUCUGCCCUACCCACACCAGCUAAUGCAGUGUACUCAUAAGCUACGUGAACAGUGUGCAACACUUCAGCGGGCAGCAACUGCCCGUCCACGGACGCCAGAGGCACCUUUAUAUUUAGGCUCAUAAUUCAUUAUUAUUGCCGAUAUGGCGAAAUAGCUUAGAAUUCUGUAUAUACUCCAUUGAGAUUUAGUAAGUUUGUACAGAUUAUUUUUGUUGGCCUUAAACUAUUGAUAGCAAAAUAUAUAUAUGGAGUUUAGAGCGUGAGACUUAAAUUUUGCUUGGCUUUUGCGGGAACAUGAAAAGCCCGACUGGAGGUGUAGAGACGCCGACCCGGCCUUGGCCAACCAUUUUGUCAUUCCAAGUGCGUCCUGCACUCUCCGGACCUGUGCUUGCACGAUCCUUCACCUCUACUCCUCGCAUUGUAAUUUUUGUUAAGAUGUUUACCAGCAGGAAUAUAGUGUUUAAAGUGGUCAUGAUGCAGGUAGUCAGCUAAAGUUAUGCAAUAAGACAAGUCAUGUAGGUCUCCGUGGUCCCGAUUCUGUACGGAACCCCAGGCAGCUGCUACAAAAGGGUCAUCUGCCUCACUUUUGGCCCUCGUAAUGUCCUGGAAACUUGACCAGGCUCAUUCAUAUCACAUUAGCUUGUCUCAAGAAGUUUACUGCUGUGCUUCAUAUAGUCAGUUUGUAAAAUGGCUAUUGCUUGUUAAGACUUAAGAUGAAUUUCCUGCCAACCUCCCAGCCACAUGCCGCGAUGAAGCCUAUGUGGCCGGGAGGAGAAUAUUUUGAUACACAAGGUGCUGAGUAUCUCUUAGCACAGUCACUGGAGAAGGAGCGUCUUUCCCAUUACAAAGGUACACUCCCUCCUGUGCCUGCCAUCGUCACCCAUGUGAAGGGCAUGUGAUAAACAUUUAGUCUACCCCAGCACGCACCUCCUGCACCCAAUAAGUUUCUCAUAUUGAGAAACACCCCCAAGUUAGUCAGAGGAGGACGUGUUGGAGGCCUGGCGGUCUUUUCUAGCUUUGCUGCUGGCAGGUUUCCCCUGAGGACGCGUCUGCUACUAGUCCAGUUCUUACAAUAGUGUUUACAACCUCCUUCACACUUUCGCUAUGCCACCCCAACACGUUUCUUCAAAUGACGAGCCAAACUCCUGUGAAAGGUUUCAACAGGAAGCUUUAAAUUUGCAUCCUACCCUUCCUUGCUGAAAUUUUCUUACAAAUGCAGUGUUAACUUUUAAAGUGUUUCAUAGUAUUGUAUUGAAAGUCAUGUGUAAUGAUUCAGUGACUAUUAACCACUGAAGCUCGUCCUAGGAAAAGACUUAUAUUUUACACGUAGUUCUUGCUCAUAUGGCAACAUUGCUCAUUACAGUUUGCUGUUGUACUGUGAAGUUCCUGAGGUAUAUAUCUACAUAUUUAUAUAUACUUUUGGAGUAUUAUUUUUUCGGGGGUGAAUGGAAAAGGGUUACACACUAUGUUGCCAACACAGUGGCAGCGUGUUUGAGGUGAUAAAAGAUGUAUAUAUACUAGUAAGUCUUGUCCAUUGGUAAAAUGGACAGUCUACAAUUCUCAUCUGGUACUCAGCUUCCGGUGGUCGGUUCACACGGCCACCGCUCUACCAUACACAAGAUUUGUAUAAGAAAUAAAGUUAUUGACCAAUUAA